AUGUUUGGUCACAUUCUGCAAGCACUGGCCGACUUUGUUCCCUUCAGUUACGACGUCGUCUACGAUGCCCGACGGUCAUUUGGCGUCCGCCUGGCGAAUGGAUCUUACAACGGCAUCAUUGGACUUUUGCGCAGCGGGGGAGCCGACCUGGCCGCUGCCCCGGUGAUCGUGCGCUACGAUCGCGCCGAAGUGGUGACGUACACUCCCCCCAUGUACAGUGGUCACUGUGCGCUCAUCGCUGUUGCUGGAGAGCCUGCCAUCAACGCAUUCAGCUACUUGUUCGUCUUCGACUGGCAGGUGUGGGCAAUGCUGGUAGCUUGCAUUCCGUUGGUGGCUUCUGCGGUCGCCUUCGUCGAACAUCGCAGGGUUCUGACCAGGGGCAGCUUCGUGUGGGAGACCUACGAGAACACCUGGGACAUUCUGCGCUCUUUCUCCUACGAAGGUCACACUACGAAGACGAACAGCCAUGCUGGCCGGCUGCUCUUCUCGAUAUGGUGGCUCACAGUGCUGGUGCUUACCAAUGGCUUUGCCGGGCAGCUCAAAGCCAGCAUGGCCAUCAAAACCGAGCCGCCAAGAUUUCAAUCUGCAAUAGAGAUCGCGUACCAGACCGCCGUACGACCAGUCAUGUGGAAGGACACUGUGUUCGAGGUAUACGUACGGACAUCCACAAGGUCAUCUCUCCGAGCACUGACAAGCCUCAUUCAACGCCACGGUGGAUUUGUGCCCAUCACCGACAUGUACUCCGAGGACGCCAUGAAGGAGCUGUACAGUGGUCGUGCUGUCAUCAUCAGCGACCGUGACGUCAGCAUGCACAUGCUGGCCAAACAGUGCCGGCUCAACGGCGGGAGCCUCUACGUGGCACCCGAGGAGCUUUUCACGCACUUCAUGACUGUGGCCCACUCGAAGCGCUUACCGCGAGCCCUAGAACGCAGGAUUCACGGAAAAAUCAGAGCCAUGAUUGAGUCCGGGCUUCACGCUAAGUGGUACGACGACGGCGUGCAAGACUGGCACCGCUGUCAAGGCAUGCAAAAGGCCAGCGCCUCCCACGGAGGCGAGCUGUCCUUCAAGGUUCUCCGAUACGACGACAUGGCGGCCAUUUUCACCCUGUGGGCCAUCAUGGCGGCGCUCGCGCUCGUCGUCUUCCUGCUCGAGCUGUGCGUCCACAGAAUGGCGACGCGACCUCACCACAGGCUCGCUCGAAUGGAAGCCAGGCGGAACGCCCGCUGCAUCGCGCAGGUUGCGGCGCAAGGCGUGCGAGUUCCACAAACUUAA
Dermacentor silvarum is the source of this 1272-nucleotide messenger RNA. RefSeq names its product probable glutamate receptor. Gene Ontology annotation, molecular function: glutamate-gated receptor activity. Gene Ontology annotation, cellular component: membrane. The transcript is spliced from 7 exons. Bases 1 to 1272 code for a protein of 423 amino acids. NCBI's taxonomy places the organism in Eukaryota, Metazoa, Arthropoda, Arachnida, Ixodida, Ixodidae. The record is from RefSeq and is a predicted model, not a curated record.